This is a messenger RNA of Physcomitrium patens, 1697 nucleotides long. The record is from RefSeq and is a predicted model, not a curated record. Lineage: Eukaryota; Viridiplantae; Streptophyta; Bryopsida; Funariales; Funariaceae.
UGAUCGUCGUCCUCUUCGUUUACUGACUCCUCCACGCCUUGCACCUUUCACCUCGGGGUGGAGCUCUACUAUGUAUGAUUGUCCUAAGCAAGGACGUAGUCGGAUUUUUUCGAAGAUUUUUGCUGAUAGCUGGCGUUUCUAAUGUGAUCGACACGAAGUCGAGCGGUGUACAAACUUGAGGGGGGAGCUUCUUGGUUUGUGUGGGAGGGCUAACCUAAACUUCUCAGGCAGCAGGUUCAGUUUCUUUCUGGAGUCGGAACCUGCUGUUGCGAAGCGAGUUGUUGAACUAAACUGCAGAAGCCACUCGGCCGCGGAUCUUUUCUGCAGCACGAGUUGGUGAAGAAAACACGAGAGUCGCUUCAGGCUGUUUGUGUCAGAGCGUUGCUCAAAUCUUUGUGCAGACUGGAUGCAGCGAGUGUUGAGCUGGAGAAAGCUCAACGAUUGGAAUAAUAGCAACACGAGGAAAUGAUUGGGCUUCUAAAUUCGCUGCAGUAUGCCAUGCGCUUGCAGCCUGACUGCCCGCACAUUAGCGCCGUUGCAAACAGUGUUGUCAAAGUCGAUCAACACUUUGCAGUUCAAGAAUGCUACUCGACGCCGUCUUGGAUUGUGCUCUCGGCGCGCCUUCACUCUCGCUGUUAUCAGCAUUUUACUCUUUCACUGGCCUCUUUUCAUUUAUGUAAAGGCGACACAAGCAGACUUGGCGAGCAUCCUUGAGUCUCAUGACAGUCACGUUAGGAGCGAGCACGACGCUGAUCUCAACAAUGAACAGGAGCGAGGAGAUGCUGAGGGCAGGCUAAAAUUUUGGAAUCGCAAGUUCCUUCGAGGUACGGGGAGCGCCCACGACUCAUCCAAAGUUUUUCACUUCGAGCUGCCAGAUACUUCACUUGAGAGGGCCUUGCUUCAUCCACGUAAUGAAAAUUUUGGAGGAAUCUCAAGUUCUAAUCGGCGGAUGUUGAUCCCAGCUAAUGAAUGCACCAACAAAGACAUCAGCAUAACUCAAAGACGCGAUGGGUCUCCGGGGAUUCCUCGAUUCAGUGUCCAGAUAGUCAACACAUGUAUGUCUGAUUGUGCACCCGCAGAUAUUCACGUGUACUGCGGCUGGUUUGCAUCAUCCCCUCCUCCCAAUCCCAAUGUAUUCCAACGCGUUUCAUACGACGACUGUCUGGUGAAUGGUGGUCGUCCUCUGGGACACAGCACCAUCAUUCAGUUUCAGUAUGCCAACUCCUUCAUGUACCCACUCCAAGUCCGAUCUGCCAGGUUCUGUAGAUGAGACACAACCCUUGUGGUUCAGAAGGAUAACAUGAUCUGGGAACACACCAAGCUCCCUGGAAUGAGUAUAUGACCAUCCUUAUUGCUCGGCUCCAGUUCUGUCUGAUCUUUGUUGAUUGCUUUCUGUGACAAGUUCUGACUGGAUCUGGCAUGAAUACUUUACAUUGCGUACAGUAUGCUGGAACAGAGACAACCAGGAAUGGCCACAGAGACGCUCAGACUCAUAAUUUGGUAUUGAUGAUAUGAUUGAGAGGAGCAGUGAUGGACCUUUGAGAAACCUUCGUUGCGAGGGACCUGGGUUCUGCUAAUAGAGUAGGAUUUGAAAUUGGUUACUGUCCUGUGAAUUAUUACGGAUUGUGUGGUGAGGCUUUUUGAACUAUUUGUGCCUAAAACGUUUAACCUAUCAACUCAUUCCUCUCAAUUCUCAA